This is a messenger RNA of Naegleria gruberi, 312 nucleotides long. Its product is annotated as histone H4. Bases 1 to 312 code for a protein of 103 amino acids. The record is from RefSeq and is a predicted model, not a curated record. Lineage: Eukaryota; Heterolobosea; Eutetramitea; Acrasida; Naegleriidae. Gene Ontology annotation, biological process: nucleosome assembly. The transcript has 2 exons. Gene Ontology annotation, molecular function: protein heterodimerization activity; structural constituent of chromatin; DNA binding.
AUGACAGGAAGAGGAAAGGGAGGUAAAGGUCUUGGCAAGGGUGGAUUCAAAAGAACAAAUAGAGUGAUAAGAAAUAAUAUUACUGGCAUUACAAAGCCAGCCAUUAGGCGAUUGGCCAGAAGAGGUGGUGUGAAACGUAUCUCUGGACAAAUCUAUGAUGAAACCAGAGGAGUUUUGAAGAAUUUCUUGGAGGGAAUUAUUAGAGAUGCUGUUACCUAUACAGAGCAUGCCAGAAGGAAAACUGUAACAUCGAUGGAUAUUGUCUAUUCAUUGAGAAGACAUGGAAGAACUCUGUAUGGUUUUGGACAUUAA